AUGGAGAACAUGGAUGAGCAUCACUUAACCGAUUCAGACGAAGGAUCGGGGGGGACGUCCAAUAAUCAGAACAACCCAGAAGAGAAGCCCCCUCCAAAGGGGAAGACAAAUAAAGGAGUCCAGCGAGGAAGCCCUCCACCGCAUUCGCCCCAACGAUGUGAAGAUGAAGGUGCAGUCAAUCCGGAAGGAGCCGACAGCGUGAGUGAUGGCGGAGUGAAUAGCAACGGGGAGGUGCUGGUCGGUGAAGAAAAACCAGGUGAGGACAAUGCUAACGAAGAAGCACCCAAUCAAGUAACAAUCGAAAACAAAUCGUUGGAAGAAAAACCGUUGGAGGAAAAACCGUUGGAGGAAAAACCGUUGGAGGAAAAACCGUUGGAGGGGAAACCGUUGGAGGGGCAAAACCGAGGGAGCCUCGCGCAGAGGUCCACCAAGUCGGACAGCACAAACACCACCAGCAGCAACCUCAUAAAGAUAAGCCAAAAAAGCGAGGAAUGGGAACAACCAAAGAAAUGGAGCUUCUCCCUUCUCCUCACAAAUAUAAAGUCCAUGGUGCUAACCAACUAUAUCUACGUAGCCAAACGGUGCGGAAUCCCCAACCAGCCCAAUAAACCAGGACCAGUCCUUGCUAUCAGUGUAGAAAAGGAAAACACAAACGAAGUGAAAAACCUUAUUGUGCAAACCCCAUGUGCAUACGAAAAGUAUACACUGAAGGGAAAGUUAAUUCAACACAAGACACUUUACCCUUGUACGGUCACCUGUAUGAUGUAUGGCAGCAUCGGAGGGAUUGGAAAGACUGUAAUCUUGGGACUGCAAAAUGGAUGCAUACUGGUUUAUAAAAGCAUUGAGUUUGAAUGUAUUCUAAAGUUAAAUACAAGGGAAUGUUUGGAGAAAUAUUUUAAGGGCUCUUCUGCUUCGUCUGCUAGGAAGCCUUUUAAUAAUUCACAUGUAAAGGGUAGCGUCAUGGGUACGUUUAGUGGGACGAAUGGGGAGAGGAACUCGGGUAAGUUUGCAACGCAGGGUAACAGUCCAAACGAUGCAGAAGACUACAAUGAUCUGUCGUAUCAGAUAUCUGGUCUCUCCGUCAAGUCCACCUUUGCUAACUUUAUCCACUGGAUCAUUGCAGGGAAUAUGCAGGGCUACAUCUUCGUUUGGGAGGUGCCCAGUGGGAAUAUCAUAAAAAUCCUCGUGCAUCCGCAUCAUCUGUUCGGCCACGUCAGGGGGGGCUCCCACCGCAGCAGUGAAACCAGCGAUGACAGCAGCGAUAGCGACGGUAGUAGUGAUAAUUCCUAUCCCGAUCAUGCCAUCCUAAAUGGAAGCAACGGUGGGCAGGAUGAAGAAGUGGUGGAUACAUCAUCUGAAAAGGAGGAAGAGCUCGACGAAGCAGAUGAUGAGGAAGAUGGAGAUGACAACGAAGAUGGCUGCUUCACCCUCGAAGAGGACGACUCCUGCAGCAAGCCAGACGGGGAGGAAAACUCCAGCGAAUUCUCCGGCGGCAGCUACUUGAGCGACUCGGACGAGUAUUGCAACUCCACUGAUCAGGACAACGGAAGCAGAGCGGGUGACACCGCCUCCGCCAUAGGGAUGUUACACCGUAGGAGGAAAAAAAAAAGAAAAAAAGAAAAAAAUGCGCCAAACAAAUGCUACGUGUCAGCCAUAUUAGCAGUCACACAAAAGUACGAACUGUGGGUCGCAUUCGGAAGUGGCUACAUAGCAGUGUACGACUUAUACGACUUCCAGUUGCUUCUCUACACGUGCAUAUCGAAGAGCCCCAUUAUGGAUUUAAAGUAUUCCAAGCUCUUGGAAGACGUCUUCCUACUAAUAGGCAAUAAUUACAUUUCCGUAUGGGACACAAAAACGCUCAAACAAAUUAAAAAGGUUCCCACGAGCCACGUUACAAAAAAAAACUCCUCCCUGUCUACCCUAUACCUGUUAGAACGUCCAACGUUUUGGAAAAGCAAAAAAGUUGUUCUCAUUGCUGGCUGUAAUGAUGGAUCCAUCUCGGUGACAAAUGUUACAAAAAAGGUGGAUGGAGAUUUGACCUUUUCUUAUGUCCGGACAUAUGAGAAGCACUUCGAACCGUAUGUCCCCAUCAGUUACAUUUGCAUCCACCCCAGCAUCAACGCAGCCUUCGUCGGGGAUGCCAGUGGCGUCGUCUUCACGCUUCCAAGAAUUCUGAACACGCUCAAGCACGACGAUGCGCAAAGGUGA
Molecule: messenger RNA, 2208 nt
Organism: Plasmodium coatneyi
Lineage: Eukaryota; Apicomplexa; Aconoidasida; Haemosporida; Plasmodiidae
Exons: 2
Coding region: 1-2208 (735 amino acids)
Molecular function (GO): protein binding
Source: RefSeq, a predicted model, not a curated record